Calidris pugnax (ruff) is the source of this 2219-nucleotide messenger RNA. RefSeq names its product acireductone dioxygenase 1 (gene ADI1). The coding region runs from base 371 to 886 and encodes 171 amino acids. Lineage: Eukaryota; Metazoa; Chordata; Aves; Charadriiformes; Scolopacidae. The record is from RefSeq and is a predicted model, not a curated record. The transcript is spliced from 4 exons. Gene Ontology annotation, molecular function: acireductone dioxygenase [iron(II)-requiring] activity.
CCUGUGCCUCACAGUCUUGUCAGGUACACCAUCUGUAGAUUUCUUUAUAAUGUUACUUUGCAAGGCAGCAUGAACAAACUAAAAAGCCAGGUCACAGGAAAAUCUGAACCAUGAAUUUUUACUAUUCUCCUCUCUCUGACUGCUUAAUGCCCAAGCUCUUGGUUUCUGGCUUCCUGUUUCCAUUAAGUAUGGUUUUUUCUGCAUACUGGUUCUCAUUAGCAUUGUUAGUUCCUCUUCAGUGUUGUCCCAGAGGUAAUAAUUGGCCAUUUUAUCUGAAAUGGAACUAGAAGAUGAUCAGCUUGUCCAGAUCUUUCAGAUGUCAAGUGUUUGACUUUUUUUUUUUUUUCCAGUCAAUGAUAAGAUUAAUGGAAUGGCUAAUGUGCACUUGAAUUCGAGUGUAAUUACCAGUAAUCAACAUAGUUUUAUUUUCUAUGCAUCUAUAUGGGAAGACGAAACAGGUUUGUUGGAUGCUGAUAACUAUGAGACUGAUCCGUGCCUGAAAGAGAUUCGGAGAGCAGAAAAUUAUUCUUGGAUGGAUAUCAUAACCAUACACAAAGACAAGCUCCCCAACUAUGAGGAGAAGAUAAAAACGUUUUACGAAGAGCAUUUACACCUAGACGAUGAAAUUCGCUACAUCUUAGAUGGAUCUGGCUAUUUUGAUGUUCGAGACAAGGAUGACAAAUGGAUCCGGAUUUCCAUGGAAAAAGGAGACAUGAUAACCCUCCCUGCCGGCAUAUAUCACCGAUUUACACUGGAUGAGAACAAUUACGUGAAGGCAAUGAGGCUAUUUGUUGGAGAACCUGUCUGGACACCAUACAACAGGCCGGCUGAUGAUUUUCCUGCUCGGAAACAGUAUAUGAAGUUUUUGGCUGAAGCAGCACAGUAAUGGUAUCUGAAACCUGAGAGGUGGAACAGCCUGAACCCUGCCAGAAUAAAUGUGACUGGUGGCUUUUUACUGAUUAGACUUCUAUUUGGAUUACACUUAGAAUCACAGAAUCAUAGAAAAAAUUAGGUUGAAAGGUCAUUUGGUCCAACCUUCUGUGAAGUACCAGGCCAACUGCAAAGUUAGACCAAGCUGCUCAAAACCUUGAAGUCUGGAAACCUGCAGUGGUGGAGGUUUCACAACCUGUCUGGGCGCCCAUUCCAGCACUUAGCUGCUCCCAUGGGCGAGUGUUUCUUCUUCCUGGCCAUCUCCCUGAUUGCAGCUUGCUGUUGUUGUCUCUUGCCCUUUCACUGAAUGCCUGAGAAGAGUCUGGCUCUGCCUUCUCCACAGUCCCUUCUGUAGUGGGAAACUGCAGUUAGGUCUCCUCUAAGCUGUCUCUUCUCCAAGAUAGGCAAGGCAGUGUCCUUAUCUGGGCUUUCUGCGCCCCAUGUUGCUAAGGAAGAUGUUCAACAUCAUUUGCCCCAGUUUUGACUGCUGAGGAAUGUCACUUGUAACCACCUGACAGAGUUGAACCACUGACUGUUCUGAGCCCGAUGGUGCGGAAGUUUUUCCAGCUGCCUUGUUGUUCAUCCACAGCCUGGAUACAGGGCUCCUGAAAGCCUCCCUCUGGUCAAGGGGAACGACAUCUGUUUCCCCUCCGCCAUGGAGCCUGUCAUUGCCUCCUCGGUGGCAGGCAGGAUGGUUGGGCAGAAUGCUCCCUUGGGAAAUUAGCGUUGCCUGGUUGUUCUCCAUCACCUGGUGUUUCAUGUGCCUUGAACAGCUUUCAUAAUAGCUUAUUCCAUAAUUUUCCUGGGGACUGGAGUCAGGCUGGUCAGCCUGUAGUUCCCCACAUCCUCUUUUCUCACCUUUUUGAAGGUGGCAGUAUCAUUUGCCUUUUUGCUAGUCAAAAAGAUUUCCCUGAUCACCGUGACCUUUCAAAGAUGCCAGCAGCCUUGCAGUGACUUCAGCCAGUUGCAUUUACAGUUGCUGAGGAAUCCAUUUUCUAACCUUUUUUCCUUGAUAUUUCUGGCAGGUAGAAUUGGGAGAGGUGGGCUACAUUAAUAUUCAUUCUGCUCUGAAUCCAUGCUAAUGAACUAUGUAGGAUUCUGUUUUUAAUUAAAGAAAAUAAACCUUGCUUCAUUCUUGUCUAAAAAUGUUCAUAAGAGAAAUUUGCAUAAUCGGCAUUUUAGUAUGCAGCUUCCCUGGCUCUGCCCGGGUACAUAAAGCUGUGGUUUUCUCUCAGCAAAAUGCAGCAAUUUGCUCUUGUGAGUUAUUAAUAAAAUUACUUUGACUUGGG